Phlebotomus argentipes is the source of this 4911-nucleotide messenger RNA. RefSeq lists its product as uncharacterized. The transcript has 11 exons. The record is from RefSeq and is a predicted model, not a curated record. NCBI's taxonomy places the organism in Eukaryota, Metazoa, Arthropoda, Insecta, Diptera, Psychodidae. The coding region runs from base 50 to 4636 and encodes 1528 amino acids.
GCUGCCGCCCGCCGCCGCUGCCGCCGCCGCCGCGCCGUCGGGCAGCAUCAUGGUGUUCCAGCAGCCGCCGGGCAACUUCCUGCCCAUCCGACAGGAGAUGGGCGUGCAGCUGCAGCAGCGCGUGCCAAUUGCGGCGAAGCCCACAAUCAAUGCAAUUGUCACGAAUCUGAUCAGCCCGGAGCCGGCGGGUGCGCAGGCGGCGACAGCGGCGGAGAUGUUUGGCCAGAGCCCGAGCAAGUCUAACAACUCCACCAUCAUCAAUCUGCUCAACUCGGCACCGGCGGCCAUGAACAUCUCCACUGUGAACAGCUUCCUGUCGCCGCCGGCGUACAAAGACAUCACUCCCGAGGGCGCCGCGGCUGACGGGAAGACGAAGCCGGGCGCCAAAGUGGGCGCCGUGAAGGCCGACACGGCGCUGCAUCAGCACAUCAAGCUGCAGACAACUCAUCCCAUCCCAUCGACAUUGGUGAGCCAACUCGUGUCGCCGCCACUCAGCACCUCAGUGGCGACCGAGGAGAAGCGCACCGCCACCGCUGUGCCGGCAAUUGCCACGAAACGCCCGCCUCAGCAGCAACUCCUGAUCGCGAGCCAGCCGUGCAACAAGAUCAGCCUUAAGCAGGCCAACUGCACACCUCAAAAGAUCUCCACGAAGCUGAGCUUCCCCGUGACGGAAUUGACUGGGCUGCUGACGCCGGCGAAUCAGGAGAUUCACACAAUUGCCCCACAGACGGCUGGUCAGGUGGCAUUUGCGGCGCAGCCGAAGCAAUUUGGGAAUUUGCAUCAGGGCAUUCAGUCACCGCCGGCGCCUCUGGCCAGCAGUCCAUCGGCGCAGCAGACGACGACGACGCUGAAUCUGCAGGGCAUCAGUCUGUCGAGUCUGCAGAACGCCAUGGCCACGAUUCCGGGCACCUUCCAGAAUGUCCAGAUACAGAUCCCCGGCCUGGCGCAGUCGCUGUCGCUGCCGCUGGCCACGGCAGCCGGCGCCACAUUUGCCACGGCCACUAGCCAAGCCACCGGGCUGCUGGUCAACACCGUGCACUCUGGCACACUGAACAGCAUCCCCGGCUCCGGCACACAGACUGUCGUGUUAACCAACUCCGCCACGGAUUCUGGCACUUCCAUGCUCUCGCUGCCACUCGCUCAUGUUGUCACCACGGGUCUCAAGGGCAUCAAUCACCCAAAUCUGCGUUCCAAUUUAGCUGCCACGGCCAGCACGAGUGGCCAGACUGUCACGAACGCCACGCCGUCGAUCCAACUCCUCAGCACACUCAUGCAGAGCGGCGUGCCGCUCUCACUGGCGCCGGCUAACGCUACCGCGGUGAAGCAGAAGCCUAUCAUCAUCUCGGAGCCGCAGCAGCAACAGCAGAAGCAACUCAACUCCGUGAAGAAGAUCACCGCGACGCCCAAUGCGCUGCACGCCAACAUCCAACAGGCCGGCCUAAAUGCCGGCCAAUUGGUGCUUCCGGCGCAGAAUUUCCAGCUGAAGUUCCACAAGCAGACUCCGAACACGUUCGACGCUGGCGGCAGCCAGCAGAUAGUGCCCAAGGCGGACGACCAGACUGCCCAGCCCACGUUCGAGGAGAUCUACCCCAAUUUAUGUUUUCCAUGCGCCGAAGCGCCACUCCGGUUCACCCUUCACAAUGGCGAAUGUUUUGAUAUAUCGUGCUGGUGGUUGGUGACUCUCUCAUUCUCCGUGACUAGUUGGCAAGAGGCUGUGGAUGCCAGAAUUGUGCCCAGAGCCCUCCUGUCUGUCCGUGUGUUCUAUGACGCUGCCCAACUAUGCCGGGAAGUCGCACGGUCUUCGCCUGCACACAGUGGUGAAUUGCGUGUGGCAACCCCACUUGGCGACCGGAGUUGUUCACCACAAAGCAGCGCUCUCCAUCAGUGUGUUCCGUAUCGUGUUGGGCGCGAGGAGUGCCGGCAGGUGCAUCAGGUGGACAGUCUAGUGAGGGGCGUGCGGGUGACAAUCGCGGAGCGCAGAGAGUUUGACCGUGGAACAAGCGGCUGCGGCUGCGACUGCCUCACCCUCCCGCGAAGUCUGUUGCGCCGCCACACAGCGCGACGAACAAAGAGCGGAAUGUGGGCGAUGCGAAAGACACCCUCGGCUCAGGCCUGCCGCUGCGUGACGUCGGCAGCGAGUGCGGCCCUGCCUGAGCCUCCCACACAUCAGCGGGCGGAGCAGAUGGCGACGCUAAUACCCACAACGCAGACGACGGGCGUCGAGGCGUAUGAAGACAUGUUCAAGGAGAUCACCAGGAAGCUGUAUGGCGAGGAGACGGGACAUGGCCUUCACACGCUCGGGACGCCGAUGGCUCAUGUAGCCACAACGGGACCGACUCUGCCCGAGGGUGAGCGAUCCUUCACCACCCUUAUGGCGGAUCGCAGUCUCACCACGAUUGAGUAUGAGAACAAUGCCAGCGAGGCGAACAACACAUUCAAGACGGAGGAUCACAUUACGACGGCUUUCGGCCUGGCGGCGCUCAUGCAGAAUGGCUUUCCGCCGCCGAGCGCCAUCAGUCACAAUUUCCAGUCCUCCUCGGCGGCGUCGCGCAACGGGAAUAACUUUAUGGUGAAUGACGAGCGAUGGCCGGCGAAUGCUGAGGAGUGUCUGCCGUGGAAUGCCAAUAAGAGCGCCACGUACAACUGCAACCAGAAGUCUGCUGGCAAGCACAAGGGCGGCGGCAGGGAGUUCGCUGAGGCGCCCGGCGAUGCCCAGACCAGCAGUGGGCCGAGUGGCGGCGGUCAGAAGGGCCAGAGCUCUGUGCGCGGCGGCAGCAACUCAGGCGGCGCGGCUACAAAGCGCUACAAUUGCCAAUCGUGUCCCUACUCUACAGACCGGCGGGACUUGUUCACGCGCCAUGAGAAUAUCCACAAGGACGAGAAGCCGUUCCACUGCUAUGCAUGCCUUAAGCAAUUCAAUCGCGCAGAUCACGUGAAGAAGCACUUCCUGCGGAUGCACAGGGAGCUCAACUAUGACAUUAACAAGACACGCAAGAGUCAGUCGGGCAGCUCGGCCGCCGCCGGCACUGCCAAGCCGGCCAACUACAGUCAGCCGCAGCAGCAGCAGCAGCAGCAACACAUUAGCGAAUUUCUGGGCGCACGGUCCGCCGCCGCGGCUCCCGAGGCCGCCACAAAUGGCCAGGGCGCGCAGGAGAUGAUGCCGGCGAGCAAUGAAUCGGAGCCGGUGGCGGAGAAGAUGCACAUCAGCGAGGUGCACGUGGAGAAGAAGAUGUCGAUGAAGAGCGAGAAGGUGAGCAACAGCAGCUCGCUGCAGGGCGCGAAGAAGAAGCAGGGCGACAAGAGGUACGUGUGCUGCUACUGUCCGUGGACGGGCGCGGACAACUGGGGCCUCAAGAGGCACCUCAACACCCACACCAAGCCGUUCGUCUGUAUCAUGUGCGACUACAAGGCGGCGCGGUCCGAGAGGCUGGCCACGCAUGUCUUCAAGGUGCACAACAAGAAGGCCUGCAACAAGUGCAAUUUCCUCGCGGACGACCAGGCGCAGUUCAUGACGCACCAGACUGAAGUCCAUCCGCAUGACGCGCGACCGGCGCGAUCCGCCGGCGGUGGCAGUGCGUCUUGUACAGUUUUAAGAUCGAUUAGCAACUCUUUCGUACAAAACACAGCGUCUCAAUUAACCAAUAAUACCAAUUCCACAGCAUCUGGCCAUACAUUUUGCUCCCUGACGCACAACUCCAGCGUGGACAAUUGCGCCACAGGAUCGAGCUACAGCGCCAACAACAACCAGAACCUGAGUGAUCUCGGGAUUCAGCAGUGGCGCAGCGCCAACAGGGGCGCCAGCAACUCGACGAACCAAAAGAAGGGCGCCGAGCGCCUCUUUCAGUACAUGGAAGCUGACGGAAGUGACCCAGAGGAUUACAGCCGCCAACUGCGGAUGGCGGCCCUGAGUCGAAACACCGCUUCAGUCGCCCAGGAUUUUCAUAAUGCGGGGGGCGGAGACAAGUUGAUUGUUCCACCAUCACUGGCCAUCCUUGGCAGUCUGAUGGAGCAGUUGAUGCAGCAGCAAGCGAGGUGGGAAGAGUCCAAUGGUGAUGAGAGUGAGGAAUCUCAUGAUCAGGCGUGCGACUCUUCGGCAGCAAUGAGUAAUUCGCCUCCCGCGAUAAAUCACUACCAGCAGAGCAAUGGGAAGAAGAACCGACGACGGAGUUGUCAUGACAAGGAGAACACCAAUGCGAUUCCUCACAAGUGCGACAAGUGGGACGAGAGGAUGUGGAUGAAGGAGAUCAUUGGCAUGUACCAGGCGCACCUGAGCGCCAUGCGCAGCCGCCAGGCGGCGGCGGCGGAGAAGAGGCACCGCAAGCAGCUGCAGCCGCGCAAGAUUCCGCAGCGCGAGACGUCGAACAUCGUGCGGAUCCGCGAUAAGCACCUCACGCGGUUGGUGUCGCGCCAGAAGUCCUGCCAGAUAUGCGUGUAUCGGCACAAGUGCGUCGUGAUGCCGUUCCACUCGAAGGCGUCACUCAUUCUGCACACGCUUUGGCGCCACAGCCAUCGGCGCUUCGCCUGCUCCAUGUGCCAGGAGUCCUUCGCGAAGCGCUACAAGCUGAUGCUCCACCAGCAGAUCGCCCACAAGAGGCGCACGUUCAAGCUAAGAAAGCACUCGAACAGAGACACAUAAAGAUGGUGAGAUAGGGAGAAAGAGAGAAAGGAGAGUUCAUUAGUAAUUUACAAUUAUAAAAGUAUAUAAAGAUUAUAUUUAAGGGGGAUUGAUUGAGUGAGAAGGAGACAAUUCAAUAAGGGAAAGAAGGGAGUAGGGGGAGGAAAUCCAAAUGAUAUUUGAUGGGAAAGCAUGACACACACACACUCACUGUAGGAGUAAAGAUAUGUAUAAUUUCUAAGGAGAGACGGACAAAUAGGUUCUGAAAGAAGAAGAAGGAGAAAAAAAGCGUAGAG